Messenger RNA from Penicillium verrucosum, 444 nucleotides. RefSeq lists its product as uncharacterized. The record is from RefSeq and is a predicted model, not a curated record. Lineage: Eukaryota; Fungi; Ascomycota; Eurotiomycetes; Eurotiales; Aspergillaceae. Bases 68 to 388 code for a protein of 106 amino acids. The transcript is spliced from 3 exons.
CUCUGAGCUGAAUGAGAGAUCCCGAUGUGAUAGUCAAGGAACGAGCUCUUUUUCCUCCCCCGGCUUGAUGCUUCUCCGCCUUAGUCACCACGUGACCUAUUUUGCCUGCCAGCGUCAAGGGAGUAGGGAAACUGGCCAUCUAGCGCUCUUGCCUGGGUUCCCUCAUGGCAACUAUCCUCGAUCUUUGAUUUCUUUUCCUUUACAUCUUUUAAAGGGCUGCCUGAAGCCUGCGCCGAGGCGGCAGUCCCGUCUUGUGCUUCUAUCAUUGCCCUGGCGUGAGACAGGUCGCUCACGAUUUCCGACCUCCACACAACUCCUUGGUCUUGAAGCACCUAUUUUAUUCAAUCCUAAAUAUCUCUCAGCUCACAAUUCAGAAUUGGGCGACUAAAGCUCCAAUCACCCUUGCGCGCAUUCAAUAUCCCCAACCCUCAGACAUAAACAAAA